Messenger RNA from Vigna radiata var. radiata (mung bean), 489 nucleotides. RefSeq names its product 40S ribosomal protein S23-like. The transcript has 4 exons. Lineage: Eukaryota; Viridiplantae; Streptophyta; Magnoliopsida; Fabales; Fabaceae. Gene Ontology annotation, cellular component: ribosome; cytosolic small ribosomal subunit. Gene Ontology annotation, biological process: translation. Bases 1 to 474 code for a protein of 157 amino acids. Gene Ontology annotation, molecular function: structural constituent of ribosome. The record is from RefSeq and is a predicted model, not a curated record.
AUGGGGAAGACAUGUGGAAUGGGAGCUGCUCGCAAGCUCAAGUCCCAUCGCAGGAGGCAAAGGUGGGCUGAUAAGUCAUACAAGAAAUCUCAUCUUGGGAAUGAGUGGAAGAAGCCUUUUGCUGGUUCUUCCCACACAAAGGGAAUUGUUCUUAAAAAGAUAGAGGGUAUUAUAUUGAGUGAUGAAAAUGUAUUUGUUUUAUGUAGAGGUAUUGAGGCCAAGCAGCCCAACUCUGCUAUUCGAAAGUGUGCCAGGGUUCAACUCAUAAAAAAUGGGAAGAAGAUUGCUGCUUUUGUCCCAAAUGAUGGUUGCUUGAACUACAUUGAAGAGAAUGACGAAGUUUUGAUUGCUGGAUUUGGACGGAAGAGUCACACUGUGGGAGAUAUUCCUGGUGUCAGGUUUAAGGUUGUGAAGGUUUCUGGUGUCUCUCUUUUGGCUCUCUUCAAGGAGAAGAAGGAGAAAUCGAGGUCUUAAAUGUGUUGGACAGUA